UUAUGAAGCAAAGUCUUGGUAGAAGAACAAACACAACUGAGAAAAUAACAUCAUCAUCUUUGGAAGAAAGAAUACGUUUAUUGAGCCAAAACAGAGCUUAUUGAUUAGAACACGAUCUUGACCAGAAGGAAUCUAAAAUGUAUUCUCCUUUGUCUUUGCAGAUAAAGUGCUCCGUGUGUUUGACUGAUUUUACGGAUCCAGUGACUCUCUCUUGUGAACACUCGUUCUGUCGGGAAUGCAUCACAGGUCACAUGCAGGCCAGCCUGGGACCAAGCGCCUGCCCAGAAUGCCAAAGGCCUUAUAACAAAGAAGACCUGAAAUCCAGCCGUUUACUGAAGAACAUGACCUCGACAGUGAGAGAGCACCUUGCUGAGCAGAAAUCGGACAGAUCCACAUCUAAAGAAGGAACACAAGCAUUAAUGCCCUUUUUCCACUUGAGCCCCUGCCCCCCAAAAUGUCUGUGCACGUCCCUGUGUGAGACUGAUCAGAAGCUGGUGUGUGUCAUCUGCAGGGAUGGAGACAAACACAAAGGCCACGUCUUUAAACCUGUGAAAGAAGCUGCGCAGAUCAACAAGGGGGAGCUGAAGACUGCUUUGGGCUUUCUUGCCAAAGAAAAUGGACAGCUGGAUUACAUGAUACAACAACAGACAAGGAGAUGCUGCAAUCCAUCAAACCAGCUGUUUCCUGAGAGUUUAACCCUGAAAAAUCCUGGAGAGUCAUACUUAAAAGUGUCUCCAGGGGGCGCCAGAGUCCAACAAGCUGACAGAAUGUCUGGUCUGUAUAAAGACUUCAAUCCAGGUACAGUUUCAGUGGAAAACUUCCAAACUGGCCAGCACUACUGGGAAAUAGAGGUCAAUAAAAAGCCAGACUGGACUGUGGGAGUUAAGAUGGGUUCAGAAAAAGAGAAUGAGAUCCUGCUCCACCUUAAACACAAUAAAGGAUACGUUCUGUCCUGUGAUGGAAAGGACACUCCAUUAAGUACUCGAGACAAACCAGAGAAAAUAGGGUUGUAUCUGGACUGUGAGAGAAAGCAGGUGUCGUUCUAUAACGCUGACAACAUGUCUCGAUUGGUCCAGAUAAACUACAGCUCAAAACAGCCUUGCUGUCUCAGUCUGGUGCCAGGACUUUAUCUGGAUGGAACGAAUAGUGACCCUCUCACUGUCUGCUCAUAUGAGUUUAACUCAAAGAUGAGAUUAAAAUAAAAAUGUUUUGAUCUUUCCAACUUUAUCUGGUAAAUGACACAUCAUGAUGGCAGGAAAUAUAAUUUAAUUUUAGCUUCUUGAAGUUUUUGUGUGAUUUGCUCACUGCAACAAUGACAACAUGAACAGGUACAAGAGAAAUAUUGAUUAUUUCUUCAAAUGGAUUUAUUGAUUGCAUGCAAG
Molecule: messenger RNA, 1382 nt
Organism: Megalobrama amblycephala (Wuchang bream)
Lineage: Eukaryota; Metazoa; Chordata; Actinopteri; Cypriniformes; Xenocyprididae
Product: probable E3 ubiquitin-protein ligase TRIML1
Exons: 5
Coding region: 138-1202 (354 amino acids)
Molecular function (GO): protein binding
Source: RefSeq, a predicted model, not a curated record